AUUUUGUAGUUUUGAAUUACUGUUUUUUUCAAUUUUUUCAUAGAAGUUUAGGGAUGAAAAAAGGAAAAAUUUAAAUGUGACAUUGAGCUGAUGCCUGAUCUGUCAACGAUUUUAUGAAAACAAAAUUUCUGUGAAAGUUCGGAGAUAUGUUCAUGUUCAUUAUUUUAGAAUUUUUAUAAGUGUUUGAUAAAGUCAAGAACUGUAACUGUUUGUUCAUAUUCUCAUUGAAUUAAUCAUUUUCGAAAUGACUCAGUAUAUAUAACGAUUUACGUACAUAAAAUGGAAAGUACAGGUACUGAUAUUGAAUUGGAAUGGGUUGAUCACACGAACUCAAUAUGGGCCUUAAAGAAUUGCGACAAUAUAGCUAUCAGAGACCUCGUACAAUCAAUGUACGAAGUCUUACUUCAAACGAAGGAAGUUCGACUGAUUCCCACAACCGUAUCUUCGUAUAACGAUAUUCAAGUUAUACCAAGCUUCCAAAAUGAGCCACCUUCUGUAAAUGAUCUCAACCAUUAUAUCAUAACUUUACUCACUUCACAGCUGCAACUUGCCAAAGAAGUAUGUUCCUCUACUCAAUUUUCCUUGAUGCUGAAACAAAGACUGUUGAUUCUGAAAAGAAUUUAUUAUGCAUUACUCAAGAAGUACCACGAUAAAGAAAAAGCAGAGCCUCAACCUGCCGAAGCAAGCACGAGCACUCCCACUGUUCCGAUAGUCCCUAGAGAUAUCACCUCUGGAUCGCAAGCACUUCUAGAGGUUGGUGUUAAAACAGGACUAAGCCUGUUAUUUUCUCUUCUGCAGCAAAACUGGCAAGUCAGUGGAAUUCUAGGAAUUCCUUCUUUGUGUAACUCGGUUCUGGAAACAACUGUUGAUUUAAUUCAGAAACUGCCACCGUUAUGCCUCUCUAAUGAUUCUCAACUCACAAGCUUAGGCACAAACAGCUUGGAACAAGUAUGCAACUUUUUGAAAAAUGCAGUGUUGCAUGAUAAUUCGGCUGACGAAAAAGGAAAACUGCUAGCCUGUGAAAUUUUACUGGGAUUAUCCCUGCAAAGAGGUUCCCUUCGUUACCUUUUAGAUUGGAUAGACAUGGUUCUGGAAGCUUCGUGUAGAGAAGUUGUACUCUCGAGUAAACUUGCAAAGAAAGCAAUUGCUCAUCUGGAAGGGGGCAAAAGCCCUUCAAGAGAAGAGGGUGAGGAAAUGGUUAUUUACAAAGCUGCUCUUUGUUUGAUGGAAGUUUUGGUUUCUAUGGCUAUUGAUUAUGGAGGAGCCUGUUCUGCCAUGGAACCUUCUGCUGCUGAAAUGGAAAUGGCAGCUAUGGAAAAAAGCGAAGUUUAUGUUUGGGGGAGUAACUCGUCACAUCAGUUGGCUGAAGGAAACCAGGAGAAGAUUCUGGUUCCCAUAAGAUCUAAAAUUUUCAAUCAAGUACAACAGAUAGAGGCUGGUCAGUAUUGCACCUUUGUCAUUCAUUGGGGUGGCUAUGUCAGUGCCUGUGGAAAAGGCAGCUACGGUCGAUUGGGAUUGGGAGAAUCGUCAAAUCAGAGUCUUCCGAAAAAAAUAGUCCUAGAUGCUGUUAUCAAAAGGCUAUCAAGUUCAAAAGGCAGUGACGGCCAUACUUUGGCCCUUACUGAAGAUGGUGAAGUAUACAGCUGGGGAGAUGGUGACUAUGGAAAGCUGGGGCAUGGAAACUGUGCUACUCACAAGCAACCUGAAAAAAUCACCGGACCCUUUUUGGGAAAGACAAUAAAAUACAUCAACACAGGGUACAGACAUAGUGCUGCUGUCACCGAAGAUGGAAAACUCUACACUUGGGGUGAAGGUGAUCACGGUAGGCUAGGCCAUUUGGACAACAGUGCCCGACACAUUCCUACUCUAGUGGCUGAUUUAGCUGAAGUCGAAGUAGGUUCUGUGGCUUGUGGCAGUUCUCAUACUCUGGUAGUUUCAAGGGAUGGUAAAAUAGUGUGGUCCUUUGGGUCUGGGGAGAAUGGAAAACUGGGACAUGGAGAGAUUGCCAAAGUUUACAGGCCAAAAGUCAUUGAAGCUUUGCAGGGUUUGGUAAUACAAAAAGUAUGUGCUGGAACAUCUUUUUCUAUGGCAGUUACCACAAUGGGUCAGGUCUACACAUGGGGCAGCGGUCCCGUCCUAGGUAUGGGUUCUGCUGACGCAAUUUGUCUUCGACCUCUAUUGGUGGAAGACCUGACGCCAUUCAGGAUCAUAGACAUAUCUGCCGGAGACACUCACUGUUUGGCGCUGUCCGAAGAACAUGCCGUGUUCGCGUGGGGAACCAACAGUAUGGGUCAGUGCGGGCAAGGCCACAGUUCGAGUCCAAUAACCAGACCUCUCAAAGUAAUCGGCUUGGAAGGUGUUCCUAUUCGACAGAUAAGUGCUGGUACUUCACAUUCUAUCGCUUGGACGUCAGUCCCUUCAGAGAUCACAAACGUAACCAAACACAAGCCGUUUUGCUUGGACCUGCACGAGAAAACUUUCGGCAUGUUGAAGCUUUUCCUAGAGAAAUAUACGAAAACUUUCGUCUAUGAAAAACCACCGCCUCCUUUCAAGACUGUCGAAGAACACAACCAAUUCGUAUUGCUUACCCUGAAGCUUCUUUGCACGCAUUUGAACCUGUGCAUCAACGCAAACUUGAACACCAAUGUUCUCAACAGCCACGCCAAGGCGCUGAGGACGGCUCUUUUCAGGUUGGUAGAUAUUGAUGCACCAACUGAAAUCCAUGACUCUGCGAGAGAAGUACUCAACAUUGGUGCUCCGUUACUGUUGCCGCAGCUGCACGAAAGAGUUGAGUUUCUGCAUUCCCACUUGUCGAACGGAAACCAUUUAUCCCAAGGCCAGCAAAUGCUUCUCGGUAUUAUCUUAAAUAGCCUCGAAGACCCCGUUCAUAUUGCAGCACUGCUAGGUUAUAGCACUACGCACGAGAAACUCCAAGAUUUCAAAAUGACUGGGACUCUUAUGCGCACCCUCUUGCAAGCCUAUUGUAAAAACACUGAAGAAACGUUAGACAGUAUCUUGAGGUACAAGUCUAUAACAACGACAUUCAAAUGGCAGAGCCCUGGAAAUUCAAAGAUAAACAACCUUCAAAGACUUCUGUCUUCCCUGCAGAACCACAUGCUGGCUCAUUACACACUUUCAUCGAAGAAUGGUCCGAAAUCUAUUGAUAACGACGGCUUCACAGAUCACCUAUCUCAAGUUUUCGAAUUGGCCAUCAAAAUUUUGAACAGGGCUUCCAAUAUUCUGAUAAUGUACCCAUCGAGCUUGCAAUUGUUGUACAAUGUUUUGCUGGAAUCUGUUACCGGAGCUAUGCUUUUCAAAAUUCUCAAUUCGUUGCUUUUGAUGCCGGCACCAUAUUUGAAAAAUUUGUACCCGUUCAUUCUUGACUUGAUGGAUCCCUUAGACAGGUUCAACCAGUUGUUGCCGAAGGAGCUGACUAAUAAUGAAAAGGAUUCAUCAAGAAGCGAAACACCAACCCUCGACCAGCUCGCAGAACAGUCUUGGAUCUGGAUCAUAGAUAUGCAAAAAACUUGCUCUUUGGUUAUCGGUACCUGUCUUGGGGGAAUGCUUAUAGGAGAUCCUCCCACCAGAGAAGAAGUCCGUUGUCGUAACUGGCUCACCAAUGAAAUUUUUUCCUCCGGUAUAGAAAACGAAAGCAUUCCCAUAGCGACAAUAUCGGAAAUUUCCUACUUCGCUACAUCGUAUAAUCUCGAGGCGAUUUUGAUAAUUUUAGAAAAUGUACCUGAGAGUAUUCAAAACCUAUGCAGAAUAGCGUUCGACCUACCUCAUCAGUAUGGAGAGGCUUGCGCCAUUCCUCGAGUGAACAAUAGCACCAACGAGUUCUUCGACACGUUACUAGACAUCAUCGAAAUCGAAUCCUGGGAGUUUGAAGAGAAGGAUAAACGACAACUAGACGUCGUCUUGAGGUGUCUCUUGACGACUCUCUUAAAACAGACCGGGUUGUUAGAACAGUCGACGUCUCACCCGGCUGUGAAGGAAGUGUACAAGAUCGUUUUGAGUUUCAGACAGAAAAUGGUAAGCUUAAUGUGUAGUGGGGAUUUCGGACAAGAAGAGGACGUCUUCAAAGAUGAUGAGGAGUGUGACCAGCAAGCCCCUGGCUCGACUGGAGAAUCCAAGAUGGUCCAGGAUGAAGAUGAGUUUACUUUCAGCGGUGUCUGUCAAAGUGUGCUGAGAAGGUGCUUGUUCUUAUUGAUAUAUGUCAAAGGCACAGAAGUCGAAAUCUCAGCUUCCCUAACCGACUCCGACGAGGAUGUCAGCUCAGAAAAAGCCUAUAUCGAAUUCUACAAGACCAGCAGGGAAUCAGAAUCGUUUGCAGACCUUAGAAAAAUAUGUUUGUCUUGUUCAAAUUUCAUCACAAAUGAACCAGUGGAAAAAACCCGAGUGUUCACCAACUCUUUCGGCUGGUGUACCGAACCUAGCGUGGUCCACCAAGCCUUGGUCGACCAAAAAAACAGAUCGAUCAGUAGAUACCGCAGUCUGGAUCAGCUUCUUUUCCAUCUGGUUACCAGGGAAGCUUCUCCGACAGUGUUGAAUUGCAUCCAGCAGCAACUGCUCGAAGGGUGUUUCGGGUUUUGCAAUAUCAAAAACGAGGAGUCCUGCACUCCGCUUCACCACUACCUGGAGGGAAUAAGAUCCUCGCCAAUAAACGUGCAGGAGAAGAUCCGGACCGUAGUGCAGCGCAUCUACCAGUUUCUGACCAGUUCACUGCGGAGACAAAUAGCGAACAAUUCCGAUAAUAAGCAGCUCCUGUUAGUAACUGUCUUCGCAUUAAGCACGCGAUAUCAACCCAACGAUCUAACUAUAGUGAUCAACAAUGAUCUAGUGCAGCUUCUGGUGCAACUCGUUCACGUCAACACGAACUUCGCGAAGAUACUCAGCAAGUCCGAAAUACUCCAUGUCGCUGCUCUGAGACUUACUCGAAUUCUCGCUAUUUCGUGCUGCAUCCAUUCAAAGAAAGUUGACCAAUCGUCACUUGAAAACGUUGUGAACAUCCUCCACGAACAGUUCAUAAAAACCAUGGAGUCCUUCGACGAGAGCCACAACUUUUCGAACGACAGUUUUCCGGCCGGUAGCGAACGUAGCCUCGGAGAUUUCCUCCUAUACCUCAGGAUAAUAUCCUCUAGUCGAACUAUACAGAGACUGCUAGCUUCCAAGAAGUGGAUCUUCGCGUUUCUCGCCAUUUUGGACACUUCGAAUGUCUUCGCCUCAUACGCCUCGCAGCUGAGAACGCUGCGGCCGAAGUUGCUCAUCUUGCAGUUGUUACAAGUGAUACUGCCGGGUCUUCAGGCCGUCCACAUCGACGAUGACUUGAGAAAGCAUAUAAUGAACAAGCUGUUCAACCAGAUUGGUCGGGAAAUGUGGAACUUUCCCAAAGAAACGCCCCCUGUUGCUUCUUGCUUCGAUUCUGCCGAUAACGAGCUUCUAGAUCCAUGUAAGUCCUUCAAGGAAGGGGAGGGGAUUGUCCCCAUCCACGACAUGGGUUUUGAUGAGGAAAAGUGCUUCAACUGCACCAUCGAUGGUAGUUUGACGCUCGUUCACAGUACGGGAGGUAGAGGGUACGGUCUGGGGUUGCAGCCGAUACGGUCAGGGUCUUACCAGUGGAAAAUCCUCAUCGUUAAGGAGAACAGGGGCAAUGAAGGAACAUGCAUCGGAGUUUCAAAGUUUCCUGUGAAGGAUUUCAGCCACAGAUCGACUGGUGAUAUGUGGCUUUAUCGAGCAUACAGUGGGAGUUUGUACCAUAAUGGAGAAAGGGACAUUAGUUUCCAGAGUUACACUCAAGGCGACUACAUAACAGUGGUGCUGGACAUGGACGCAAAAACGCUGAGCUUCGGCAAAAACGGCGAAGAACCCCGAGUGGCAUUCGAGAACAUCGAACCUGUUGAUCUGUACCCUUGCGUGAUGUUCUACAGUACCAAUCCUGGCGAAAAGGUGAAGAUAACUGACAUGAAAGUCCACGGAACCCAACGAGACUUGUUGCCCGGCGAACCGAACUUGGCUCCUUUAUACGCAGUUCUAACGGAAUCGUAUGUGAGCCUCAUCAGGAGGUUGCACAACGCCCCUACUUGGACAGAAGAGGUUAAUAACGCUUUGACAUCGAGGUUCAACAAGAUAGAGACCUUAUUUCCUACACUCGACACACAUAACAUGGAGGACGGCCCAGAGUUGUCAGAUGAGAAGAAAUCCUCUCAGUCCGAAGGUUUGCGGUGCAGCUCCGACUCUCAGCUCCACAACCAGAGCACCGCCGAGCGUCCCAAAACGGUGGAGUCGCUUACGAACCAGAUGGUUUCCAACAUCAUGGGCGAGGUGACGCGCAUCAGCACGGAGAAGAUCACCAGCUCCCAGAGCGAGUCGACUAUCAUAGACGAGGGACAGACGAGAAAUGAGACGGACAGCGCUGAAACGAAACGGUUAGAGAAACGCCUCCUCGAUCUAGAAGGAGAGUGUUUGAGGUUGGCGUUCCUACAGUUCGCCGCUCUGAAAGUUCUGGGCGUCUUCAUGACCUCCAACUCGUUCGUCGAACUGUUUCUGCUCGGCAGCAAAACCCAGACGGAAAAUGCCAAUCCGAUGAGGGAGAUAAUGCACGCCCUGGUCGACAAGGGCACCGACCAUUGCAAGCUCGGCAAUAUCAUUACUGUUUCUGAUAUAGAACGUGCUCAGACUGUGCUUCAUCUGAGUUAUGUCAAGGCCAAGUCGUCAGAUGAUAACAAGGUUUCUGCGGAGUGUGUAACGGAGCUUGAAGGAAAUCCUUCAAAUAGUUUUUCGAGUGCGACGUCUUUAAACGAGGAUAGCGACUCAUCGAGGAGGGAUCUGAUCAUGAUACCCCCGAAGCCUAGUUGUUCAGUUCCAAAACCGCCUUCUUUGACGAAUAUGCAGACUCCGUCGUUUCCGUAUAUUGCUGCUCUGGCUGCAGAGGCGGCUCGUCAAAAACGGAGCCAGCUGUUCUGCGGGUCCGAAUCCGAAGAAAAUUUAUGGAGAAUAAGGCGUAUGGCCGCAACUUCCCCCCCUCCUCCGCCGAUAGCAGCUCCUCUGCAAGAAAUGGGCUUCACUCUCAGGCACAUUCAAAAGGCUAUGCAGGAAAAUAAAACCACGGGUACGUUAGACGUGCAUACGGUCAAUACGUUAGCCACUUGGAUGCUGGAACAUCCCUUGCUGGAAGCGGAAGAUGAAGGGGCUUCUAACAGGUCUAAUUCGCUGCGGAGGUCGCUCGCGGAGAGGCCCCACCAUAGAAUGCAAAGUUUGGAUAUUUCCGACAUAGAAUAUAUUCAACGAAGAGGUCUGGGUCCAAGAAGGCGCCCUUGUCCUACGGAACUGCGUAUCUUUUUGGACCGAGUGGAUAGAACUUUAGUAGAGCGUGUGAGAGAAAGGCAACACGUCAGAGGGGAAGGUCACCCUCUAUUGAGGAACUCGUCAUAUGAGCAAGAUGUCUCAAUCGUCCAUAGUAGGACAGUAAGUUCAAUCGAAGAACCACAACAGCCACAAUCAACCAACUCGUCCUUCGUAGACGCAGAAAACGCCCGCGCAACGUGUACUAACUACACGAAACCACCAACAUAUAGUUUCCCGCAACAGCCGGGCUGCGGACAACUCUGGGGGCAAGGGGUGUGCGGUUACAACACUGACGGCUCGUACACUCUGUGCCACAAGUGCAAGAACAAGGACUCCCCAAAAACCCGUUCUGAUAACUACCUUCAUCGGCAGGCUCCCGACAUAAUUUUCAACGAAGACGAUAUAUCCGAAGCUGAUAUACAGCAGGUGAAAUUCACCGUUCCCGAUUGCGAAGACAUCGACAAGAUGAAAAGUUAUUUUGGAAUGCACGAACUGAAGGUGGAGAACAUCACUUUAGAACGUUUCGACCCUCUAGGAUCUAACGCCGUAACGCGCGUAACAAACGACGUAGCAGACGAAUCCGAGGCUAGGGUGAGGUACGUCGGUAACCAAGCUAUCGGUCUGUGCUCGUCUGUAGACCGCAUCCUCGCCCUCAAACAUCUGACCAUCACCAUGCACAUCUUGUUGUCGAGGACGGUCAUCUUGAAAGUUUUAUCGCUCUUGUCCAUGAGUACAAACUACGUUACUUUGGUGAAAUGUUUGGACGCGAUAGGGUUGUCCGACGUCAAGAAAGUCGUGCGGCUGAUGACCCUCACCGCUAUGAACCGCGUGGAAAUCAACGACAUCCAAAACAUUCAGGACCUGCCCAACUUCCCGAAAGGUUUCUCUCAGUUGGUAAUGCAUCAGUCUAGCCCGGUCAACUGCUGUCUGAACUAUCUCAGCGUCAUCAUCGCAGCUUUGGCUCAGAACGAGGUGAAUUCUUCUAACCUUGUCGUGAACAUAUGCACAAAAGAUCUGAUCAUGUCUGCUUUCGGGGUGUCUGUGCCGAAAUCAGCUUUCGCGGUAACCCAAGCAUUGGUUAACAUUCUUUCGACACAUGGUGGUUGCGCUUUGAUGGAGAUCCCCAAAGAUGAAGGUGUGAUUAGUGCCCAGCCGGAUGGUUACGACAUCGGACCUCUGACGCUAAUCAAUGCUCUGUCGGCAUUCAUCAUGUCUAAUCAGGUAGACCCGGCCAAUAAACAGUGGGCAGCUCAGCAGCUAUUCAAGUCAUUAGCCACCAAAGUGCAAAUGAUGUCAGGAUUGAAAUCGGAUCAAACCAACUUUGCCGAUUUAUCUUCCUGCAUGCCCAAACCGAACGUUACCCACAUCGAAGGGCACGACAACAGGGUGUCUACUCUCGCCUGGCAUGAAAAAAGUCAAGUUCUAGCUUCAGCUGGUUACGACGGCACGGUACGACUUUGGGCCAUCAAGCCCAAAAAACAGCCAAUACUGGAGUCUACCCUGGUUUUCCAUACUUCGGUCGACGUAUUUGGUAGCGAACUCCAAGGCAGGCUUAUUGGUCAUUUGCAAUGGUCUCCAAAUGGAGAAUUUUUAGCGGCCGCCUUGGAUAAUUUCGUAAAUGUCUGGCCUUUGAAGAAAACGGAAGACUCCAACUGCUACAGCGAUUGGUUCAUAGAGGACCAAAAAGAGUUCAUAACAUCGAUGACCUGGGCUAAAAACAAAGCGGAAGCCAACCAAGACAAGGAUUAUUUACUUAUUGGUAGGAUUGAUGGAUCUGUAUCAGUGAUUACCAUCCAAAAGGAAAAUAGAAAUGUGAAAACUCUGCAGAACGUUACGUUGACAAGAGCGGUUGUGCAUAUUGAUUGGCAUCAAGAAGAGGGUCCUUUUGCCAUAGCCUAUCUUGACGGAACUCUCAAUUUAGCUUGGAUUGACAAGGAGAAUAGUGCUCUUACCUGCAAGGCCCACGAAAAUACGAUAACAGCUCUCAAGUGGGGUCCCGGAGGCACUUUGCUUGCUACUUCUUCGAUCGACAUGACCUGCAGAGUCUGGAAACUUAACUAUGAGAGGCUGUUUCUUCUCCACACAUUGAGGCAGUCUUAUGAGCCUGUCAGUUUGGCAUGGUCACCUUUAGUGGGGACAGGAAGCGCUCCUUUUCUUCUAGCCGUCGGUAGCAGUUACGGUACGGUGAAUGCGUGGAAGUUUUCUGAUGAUGAAAAUAAUGAGAAUGAAAUCGUACCAGAACUGGCGUUGAGCGCUCAAGGCCAUUCGUAUAACAGCGUUACCAGUCUUAGCGUCGACAGUUCUGGAUUGUUGCUUGCAAGUGGGUGUUUGAAGGGGCCCAGCGGAGUCGUUAACAUUUGGUCGUUGCAUGAUGGCUGCCUUGUUCACACUUCAACAGGAAGUGGAGGAGUAAAUUCAAACGGGAUGUAUUGGUUGAAUGACUCUUUGGUUAUAGCAUUCUCAAAAUCGAAAUCCGUAUGCAUUCUUGACUACAGUAAAGAGGAUCUUUCGAAAAAUCUCCCUCUAGCUACCGUCAGAUGCGCUCUGCUUAAAAAAGGCAUCAGAGGCUUCAAGUUCGCUCCUUUCUUUAAAAUCUUUGCGUCUCUGCUCCCGAGUAUCCUACAGAACCAAUACAACGCCGAGAAGAUGCCUGUUCACACCGGGGCCCACUUGAUGCACUCCAUUUACCUCAAAAGCCUCGCCUCUGUCGCAGUUCUUCUCGAACUAGACAAAGUGAUUUGUUUCGAGCUGAAGCCUUUCAACGAUAAGGUGGAAUCAAAGGUGAUCCCUCAGAUGCACUGGUUGCACAUCUUCAGUCUCACGGCGAAAAUGGCCGACAGCUUGAUCAAAAGAACAGAGAUGCCAGAAUCCGUCAUCGGUUUAAGUCCAGUUCGCGAUAAGGAUGUCAUGCCGUCAGCCGCACAGAACUUUUUUUGGACUUUGAAGGAAGACGAACAGAUCAUGCAGUGGGCUUCGCAAAGGCCGCAAGAUUGGCAAAUUGGAGGUAAAUGCAAAGCUUAUCUGUGGGGUUCCGACAGGCAUGGCCAGCUGGCUGAAUUAGGGUACAGCGCUUCUGUGCCUGCUCCUGUGGAAUCCUUCUCGACAGCGAGAAAAAUCAUCUGUGGUCAGAACUGCACUUUUGUCAUUGAAGCUAAUGGAACUGUUUUAUCGUGCGGUGAGGGUAGUUAUGGGAGACUUGGGCAAGGAAAUUCUGAUGAUCUACACACUUUGAGCGUCAUUUCAUCAUUGCAAGGUUUCGUUAUCACCGAUCUAGCCACUUCUGUAGGAUCCGACGGGCAUAGUUUGGCACUAGCAGAGAGUGGUGAAGUGUUUUCAUGGGGAGACGGAGAUUAUGGUAAAUUGGGACACGGCAACAGCGACCGUUUACGCAGACCACGUCAAAUCGAAGCUCUGCAGUUCGAAGAAGUGGUUCAGGUAGCAUGCGGUUUCAAACAUAGUGCCGUCGUUACGAGCGACGGCAAACUGUUCACUUUCGGAAAUGGUGAUUACGGCAGGCUCGGUUUGGGAUCGACGUCUAACAAGAAACUUCCAGAACGCGUGAUUGCUCUAGAAGCAUACAAAAUCGGCCAGGUCGCUUGCGGACUGAAUCAUACAGCUUGCGUUUCGGUGGACGGAAUGAAAGUCUGGACUUUCGGCGAGGGGGAUUACGGGAAACUAGGAUUGGGACACACGACCACCAAGUCGAUGCCGCAACUGGUCGAGACGAUGUGCAAUAUAGGGAUCAACAAGGUCGGAUGCGGAACUAACCUCACAAUCUUCCUCACAAACACCGGUAAAAUCUACGUAUGCGGUGUCGACCGUGUUCCUUGGCAAAUCCAUUUGAGGGAACGUUCCGAUUAUCGCCCCCAUCAGUUGGUAGGACUAAUUGACUAUAUUGUAGAAGAUUUCGCCGUCGGCACGGAACACGUCUUGUUUCUAACAACUUGCGGCAAAGUGCUAGGUUGGGGCAUGAACACCGAAGGCCAGUUGGGGCUACCACACGUUUCCUUAGUCAGGGAGCCAGAGGAGCUCGCUGAGCUGUCAAACAAGGGCAUCAGGCAGAUUUCGACAGGCAGGACGCACAGUGCCGCAUGGACAGCAGCGGUUUCGCCUACAAGAACCUCCGGUGCUGCCAGCUCGGCGUCUUUGACCUUCGCACUACCCAAAGAAAUCCCUCCCCAGUUUGAUCACCUACGGGCGCAUUCAAUAAAAUCCGUCCGGGCUAGGCUGAAGUUUCUUUACAAUUUCUCGGAUAAGUUGUACUCUUGCUGGACGUUGAUGCCGCUCUGCGCCCAACAGAACGAUAUGCUCGUGCCGCCCCUAGAGGGCAUGAUUUCUCCCAAGCUGAGGCCGAUCUUGGCGCCGCGGGUGUACACUUUGCCUUUCGUCAGGUGCAUCGGGAAAACUAUGAUACAGGGAAAAAAUUACGGCCCGCAGAUUACUGUCAAGAGGAUAUCUCAAGAAGGUCGCAAAUGUAAACCGAUCUUCAUCCAGAUAGCAAAGCAAGUGGUCGACAUAAUGCCACAGGAUUUGAGGUUGCCUUCGAGGGCGUGGAAGGUGAAACUGGUGGGGGAGGGGGCGGACGAUGCAGGAGGUGUGUUUGACGAUACCAUAACGGAGAUGUGUCAGGAAAUAACUUCUGGAGUGGUGCCUCUCCUGGUUCCUACGCCUAACGCACUGAACGAUGAAGGGUUCAACAAGGACAAGUAUCUUUUGAAUCCCCAGUUGACUUCGGCACAAAAUAAAGUUUGGUUCAAGUUUCUAGGUAUACUUUUCGGGGUGGCUGUUCGAACUAAAAAACCGCUGGCUCUUCCUUUGGCUCCGAUGAUGUGGAAGUUGAUUGUGGGAGAGCCCCUAACCAUAGAGGACUUGGAAGACACUGAUUGCAUGUAUAUUCAGACUCUCAGAAGCAUCCGGGAUAUCCAUCUUUCGGGAGUUACAGAGGAAUACUUCCAUGAUGUCAUCCCUCUAGAAACUUUUGAAGGGACUAGCUGUACAGGGAAGGUUGUUCCCAUUGUCCAUGGGGGACGUAACAUUCCUCUGACGUUCGAAAAUCGAGCGCAGUAUUACGAGCAAGCAGUGAAAUUCAGGAUUCAGGAGUUCGAUUUGCAGGUGGCAGCUAUUCGUGAGGGUAUGGCCGGAAUCAUCCCUGUUCCUUUGUUGUCCUUGAUGACUGCUGAAUAUAUCGAGCAGUUGGUAUGCGGCUUAUCCCAUAUAUCAAUCAUGACUUUGAAAAGAAUUGUCAGGUAUAGAGAAUUGGAUGAAAAACAUGAACUAGUACAUUGGCUGUGGAGUAUUUUAGAAAGUUUUACCGAUAGUGAGAGGGUAUUAUUCAUGAGGUUCGUCUCGGGCAGAUCCAGAUUACCAGCCAACUUAGCAGAUGUGUCCCAGAGAUUUCAGGUAAUGAAAGUUGACAAGCCCCCCAAUGGGUUGCCAACAGCGCAGACUUGCUUUUUCCAACUGAGGUUGCCGAUGUAUUCUUCUCAGGAAAUCAUGGCCGAGAAACUGCGGUAUUCCAUCAAUAACUGCAAGUCGAUUCCCACCCUUAUUAAGAAUCAACAUAAUAAUGCAUUGCAACAAUUCUGA
Leptinotarsa decemlineata (Colorado potato beetle) is the source of this 12930-nucleotide messenger RNA. RefSeq names its product probable E3 ubiquitin-protein ligase HERC1. Lineage: Eukaryota; Metazoa; Arthropoda; Insecta; Coleoptera; Chrysomelidae. The record is from RefSeq and is a predicted model, not a curated record. Gene Ontology annotation, molecular function: protein binding; ubiquitin-protein transferase activity.